Molecule: messenger RNA, 3530 nt
Organism: Eublepharis macularius
Lineage: Eukaryota; Metazoa; Chordata; Lepidosauria; Squamata; Eublepharidae
Exons: 4
Coding region: 824-1981 (385 amino acids)
Source: RefSeq, a predicted model, not a curated record
CACACUUAGCAGCGUAUCUGUCCCUGGUUUGCAUCCCAUGUUUUCAGAGUUUUCACAUUAGCAAGGCAUCCAUGGGACGCAGAGCCGCUGUCAGUCCGGGUUAUCCCCGAUUUUUCUCACUGCGGACAUACCGCGAAUUUUCCCAUAAUCCGCUGCCAACUCAAUGCUGAUCCGAUAAAUCCCAGUGUGAACACUUUUGUCCCUCUUUUGCUUCUCUCUCCCCCCGCUAAGUCUUGUCGUCGGAAGCUGAUUGGUCUGCAUCUCCAGCUCCCCAAAUGCUUCGUCCGCCAUUUUUUCCCCGCUACCUAAACAUCAGCGGUACAUCUCCAUUGGUGCCAUCUCUAUUCUUCUCUCCCCGUCUUUUGCAUCCUGAUAAGUUCGUGUUACGCGCCUCACAUUUCCAACCCCCCCCUUAAAAAAAUGUUUGCCUAGCGGUGAGCGAUUGUGGUCAUGAUGAACCAAACGUUUCAGUGACAACCCCUCUCCACUCAAAACUCUCUGCAUUUUGACAAUUCAAUCAGGAACCACCAUCGACAUUUUCCAGUAAUGAAAAAUAAAAUUGGCCAUAACGUUUCUGCGUUCUGUGGAUGCAAAGGUGCAUUGAGACAUCUCCACUUGUGUGUUCUACAUAUUUUGACUCCUUUUUUCGGGAUGGGAAUGGGGUUGGGGCAGUGGGUGGUGCCCUCAAACGAGGUUCAAACUCACCCCUUCUGGGAUCACGUGAUUUUUGUGGACCAAUGGGGUGCCAUUAUUUGCUGGGCGGGAAAUUCAACUCCUGCGAUCUGUGCCACCUCCGUGCACUGCUCAACGGUUGCUCAAGGAAAUGGCUGCACUAAAACCAACCAGUGGGAGAGGGGUCUCCUGGAGGGAGAAGGAGACAUUGGACCUCAUUGAAUUUUGGGGUGAGGAGAAGGUGCAAGAGGCACUAUUGCUCUGUCACAGGAACAUUGAUGUUUUCGAGCGCAUCUCAGAGCAGAUGGUGGCGAGAGGCCAUGCAAGAACCGCACUCGAAUGCCGGACAAAAACAAAAGCUUUGAGACAGGAGUACAAGAGGGUCGCGGCACACAAUGGAAGAUCGGGAAAUGCCCCUGCAACAUGCCCUUUCUAUGCACAGCUUGCAAGAAUUUUCAGAGGGGAUGCAAGCAUACGGCCACAAAGGGUGGCAAGAAGUCUUAACCUGCAGUCGGUGAGCAAUGCCGACCCCAUGGGGGAAGAUCGGUCGAACCAUGGCGUUCCCGCUCCAUGGGAGGGAUCAGAGGAACUAUUCACACAUCCAAUGGUCACUCUACAUCUUCAGGCGGUCCCCGCUUCCACUCCCAAUGAUUCAGGUUCUUCCACAGAACAAGAAACAUCAAUCGGAGAAGCCCCCCCAAUGGACAUGACCGAUCCAGAGGAUGAAAAUGCCGCAGACGAUCCAGAUUUAACUCAGAUAGAGGAGUUCCCGGAGGUGACAGGACAGGGUGCAGAGGAUCCGCAAGGAGAUCUGAACAAUCCACCAGCAGUGGAACAACCGCAGGUCCCCACGGCACAACUGUCUCCUGCUACACGCUUAGAAAAGGCGCGCACCAGAACCAGGCGCGUCUCUGUCCUCACCAACGUUGCAGAGAGAAUGCUAUCUCAGGCACAGAGGGAGGAACAAAACAACAGAAAGGAACGUGGAGAAAUUCUGGAGGCAACCAGCCAUUGGCGUGCAGCCAUGGAAUCAGAGACAAGAUGGCACGAGGACAUUAUCAGGGAGGCAAGAGAGGAUCGUAGGGCUUUUAUUGAGGCACAGUCACAAAAUAUGGAGGGGCUUAAUAGGGCUGUCGGUGCCCUCAGCUCCUUGACUGAACUCUUUGUCAGGGAGCAAAGAGCAGGCCCGGUUGCAGAAACUUCCCAAAAUGCCAACAGCAAAACACGCGAUAACGAUCAUGAGAAGGCACCACUAAGAAAAAGGGCUCGGAUCAUUAAAAAGAGAGAAAGAUAUGAUCCAUCCCUCUGAGCCCCACAUGUUUUUCCGGUGCAGCAUUUGGGUUGGAAUCUGCAUAUCACACGUAUCAUUGCUGUUGAAAUUAUGUUUGUCACAGCUGUAAUUGUGUUUUUCGAUGUUGGCGAGGGGUUGACAAUGGCCAUUGAAAAAAAUUGGUUUUUGUUUCCCACCGCAAUCCAGGUGCGGUUUGCCAGAUCUAUUUUUUGACCACGGUUGUUUGAAAUGUUGACCCAUGGGAGAAACUACACAGUUUUAAAUUUGUUUUUUAUUCUUUUCAAAACUUGAAAGAUUACAUGUGAGGCAUCAUAUGGACACUUAACUAACAUGCAUGUUAAAUAAAUCUUUUCUACAUCUCCUUAAACCUUGACAGCACAUUAUCAAUGUCGGACCUCAAUUUCUUGUUCUCCUCAUUCAAAUUCCUCACAUUGUUUUCUAGCUUCUUCACCAAGGCCUGCAGGCUGUCCAUCCUUCUGUUGGUUUUCUUUGCUGUGGAAACAAAAGGUGUAAGCGCAGAGUGGCCACUUCUGUGUUCACAAACGUAGUAAGUCAUUGAUGGUUACUUACCGCAGCUGAGGCAUGUUCCCACUGCCUUGUGAACAGUCUCCAGUAUCUCAAGGGGCUGUUCCCUUGCCAAAGAUGAAGAAGGCACAUUUACAGUGUGUAGUGGACACCGCGCUUGAAUGCAUUCCUCACAGGGGUCACCUGAAAAGGGGGUUUGGAGAACUUGAUUUAAUUUUGUUCAUUGUCAUUACAGAGCACGUGUUUAACAUGUGGCAGAAUGACGGUGUAGUUAGUUCCAUUUGUGUACCUGAAUGCUCAGUCAGCUGUUCUGGUGGAAUCACUGCUUGCUGAGGUGUGACUUCUUCAUUGAACUCGGAGCAGUUUCCCUCUUCUUGCUUCACUGCCUCAGAACUGGGUUGCAAGGCCAUUUCAUCCAUUGGCACGGUCACCUCUGAGCCUGUUUCCUCCGUGGGCUCCUCCUCCCCCUCAUGUCUGUAUGAUGUUGCUGGAGAAACACAUGAAGAGAAUUAAAACAUCAGUAAGAGCAGUAUUGAUGAAAUGUUAUGAACAAGGAAUUCUGACUAAUUCAAAAAAUGGGGCAAGGGAAUGUUGAAAUGCUGAUCACCCUAGGCAACCGAUGCUGUAUCAUGUGUAGGGAUUUAGGGAAUGCCGUUUAGAUUAGAAGGCCGGUUUGGGAUCUUGGGCAGGGAGGGGGGGGAAUACCCAUGGAGGAAUGAUAAGGGCUGAGGUGUGUGGAAUGCUGUUUUUACUUACCGCACAGUAGCCAAGUCAUCUUUAAGAGAACACAUUAAAAAUAUGUGCUGACAUAAACCAUAAACCUUUCCCAAAGAACAGAAACAAAACAACUUUUAAACAUGGUGGGAUAGUCUUCAAGGACAGGGCACAGUCCCAGUGCCGUUCAGUGCCACGUGUUCCUGUGUUCCAUGUGCUGAUCCCAACACAGCAUGCCUGUUCUGGGGUUUUUCCUUGAAAACUUCCAUCCAACAUUCCUCUCAUUCAGGAAAUUGGUGCCUUGUACCAACAUACAUUUCCAUCUUAG